This is a messenger RNA of Ceratitis capitata (Mediterranean fruit fly), 818 nucleotides long. It is a transcript of the gene ATPsynO, whose product is annotated as ATP synthase subunit O, mitochondrial. The transcript has 3 exons. NCBI's taxonomy places the organism in Eukaryota, Metazoa, Arthropoda, Insecta, Diptera, Tephritidae. The record is from RefSeq and is a predicted model, not a curated record. Gene Ontology annotation, molecular function: proton-transporting ATP synthase activity, rotational mechanism. Gene Ontology annotation, biological process: proton motive force-driven mitochondrial ATP synthesis. Bases 97 to 720 code for a protein of 207 amino acids.
UACUUAUUUAUUAUUAAUUAUAAAGUUGGCAACGUUCAGUGCCAUCCAAUAAUUAUUUUAGCUACAUUGUGGGAAAAUUUCUUCAGAUUUCACAGGAUGGCUGCUGCAAAUAAACUUGGUCUUUUGAGCCGAUCCCUUAGCUCUACAACCCAAUUUGUAAAGCCUCCUGUUCAGGUUUUCGGUUUGGAAGGUCGGUAUGCUACAUCCUUAUAUUCAGCAGCCUCCAAGCUAAAGCAGUUGGAUCAAGUGGAGAAAGAUCUGAAUGCAUUGCAGGUUGCCUUAAAGAGUAAUGUUUCGCUCCGUAUGGCCGUUACCAAUCCCAUAAUUAACAAAAAGUUGAUGUCGAACACACUUAAGGAGACCGCAGACAAACUAAAGAUGGCACCAGCAACUGGAAAUCUAUUAGGUCUUUUGGCUGACAAUGGUCGUUUGAAAAAUUUAGAUACGGUUAUAAAUGCCUAUAAGACCAUUAUGGCAGCUCACCGCGGGGAAGUUGUUUGCGAAGUCGUCACAGCCAAGCCAUUAGAUUCAUCCCAGAGCAAACAAUUAGAGUCAGCUCUUAGGUCGUUUUUGAAGGGCAACCAACAGCUGAAGAUCACAUCACGAGUGGAUCCUAGCAUUAUUGGUGGAUUAAUUGUGUCUAUCGGAGAUAAAUACGUUGAUAUGAGCAUUGCCAGCAAAGUUAAACUGUAUACCGAUGUAAUUACUUCAUCGGCAUAAGUAAAAGUGUUAUAACUGAAAGGAAUGAAUGUAACAAAUACAUAAGAUCAUUUACCAAGCGAGAAUAAAAUAAUUGAUUCUUAAUCUUUGAUCGUUAA